Morus notabilis is the source of this 2100-nucleotide messenger RNA. Its product is annotated as pyrophosphate-energized vacuolar membrane proton pump 1. Lineage: Eukaryota; Viridiplantae; Streptophyta; Magnoliopsida; Rosales; Moraceae. Bases 64 to 2091 code for a protein of 675 amino acids. Gene Ontology annotation, cellular component: membrane. The transcript has 6 exons. The record is from RefSeq and is a predicted model, not a curated record. Gene Ontology annotation, biological process: proton transmembrane transport. Gene Ontology annotation, molecular function: inorganic diphosphate phosphatase activity; diphosphate hydrolysis-driven proton transmembrane transporter activity.
GAUCAAAACAUUAAUUGCUAGACUUUCUUUUGUUUUUUUGUUUUGUUUUUUUUUUUUAAGAAAAUGGGUUUGUUGAGUGAGGGAGUUACUCAGGUUGUGAUACCUUUGGCUGCUUUGGUUGGGAUUGGAUUUGCUCUGCUUCAGUGGUUCUUGGUGUCAAGAAUUAAAGUUUCUGUUGGGUCUGGUGAGGAACACGAUGGCAUCACAGAUAGGCUGAUUGGAGCAGACCAAGAAGAAGGUGUUGACACUCUUGAGGUUACCAUCAAGUGUGCUGAAAUUCAGAAUGCCAUCUCUGUUGGGGCAACUUCUUUUCUGUUCACUGAGUAUAGAUAUCUCAGUAUCUUCAUGGGAGUUUUCGGAGUGAUUAUCUUCCUCUUCCUUGGCUCGGUUAAGGGUUUCAGUACCAAAAGUGAGCCCUGCACUUACAACAUUGGGAACACUUGUAAACCAGCCUUAGCCAAUGCCAUCUUCACUACCAUUGCCUUCUUGCUUGGUGCUUUAACAUCUGUCCUUUCGGGUUUUCUUGGUAUGAAAAUCGCAACUUAUGCCAAUGCUAGAACGACCCUUGAAGCAAGGAAGAGUGUUGGGAAGGCCUUCGUUACUGCUUUCAGGUCAGGAGUUGUGAUGGGUUUUCUCCUUGCUGCCAAUGGACUUUUAGUACUCUAUGUCUCCAUCAAUUUGUUUAAGUUGUACUAUGGUGAUGACUGGGAAGGACUAUACGAAUCGAUUACCGGGUAUGGACUUGGAGGCUCUUCAAUGGCGCUCUUUGGAAGAGUUGGUGGAGGGAUAUACACAAAAGCAGCUGAUGUUGGUGCUGAUCUUGUUGGCAAAGUUGAAAAAAAUAUCCCCGAAGAUGAUCCACGAAACCCAGCUGUUAUAGCAGACAAUGUGGGGGACAAUGUAGGAGACAUUGCAGGGAUGGGGUCUGACCUGUUCGGAUCCUACGCUGAGGCAUCCUGCGCAGCACUCUUUGUUGCCUCCAUUUCAUCCUUUGGCACACACCAUGACUACACAGCCAUGUCCUACCCUCUGAUCAUAAGCUCAAUGGGGAUUGUGGUUUGCUUGAUAACAACUCUUUUCGCGACCGAUCUCUUCGAAAUCAAGAGCAUAAGCAAGAUUGAAUCGACCUUGAAGCGGCAACUUCUCAUCUCAACAAUAUUGAUGACAGCCGGGAUUGCCAUUGUCACCUACUUUGCUUUGCCAUCAGAAUUCACUCUUUUCGACUUUGGAACUGCCAAAAUUGUCAAGAACUGGCAUCUUUUCUCUUGUGUUGCAAUUGGAUUAUGGGCUGGACUUGCAAUUGGAUACAUAACAGAGUAUUAUACUAGCAAUGCUUACAGUCCAGUGCAAGAUGUGGCAGACUCCUGCAGGACUGGUGCCUCAACAAAUGUCAUCUUCGGCUUGGCCCUCGGAUACAAAUCCGUCAUCAUCCCCAUAUUUGCCAUUGCAGUUGCCAUUUAUGUGAGCUUUAGCUUGGCUGCAAUGUAUGGAAUUGCUGUGGCUGCUUUAGGAAUGCUUAGCACCAUUGCCACCAGUCUUGCAAUCGACGCUUAUGGCCCUAUAGGCGACAAUGCUGGUGGAAUCGCAGAAAUGGCUGGAAUGAGCCGCAAAGUACGCGAGAUAACAGAUGCUUUAGAUGCUGCUGGAAACACCACUGCUGCCAUUGGCAAGGGAUUUGCUAUUGGAUCAGCUGCACUUGUUUCUCUUGCUUUAUUUGGUGCCUAUGUGAGCAGAGCUGGCAUAAAGGCUGUAGAUGUCUUGACCCCUAAAGUCUUCAUUGGUUUGAUUGUUGGGGCCAUGCUUCCCUACUGGUUUUCUGCCAUGACAAUGAAGAGUGUGGGAAGUGCAUCUCUCAAGAUGGUUGAGGAAGUUCGACGGCAAUUCAAUUCCAUUCCAGGGCUAUUAGAAGGUAGAGCCAGACCAGACUAUGCAAGCUGUGUUAAGAUUUCUACUGAUGCCUCACUCAGGGAGAUGAUCCCACCUGGUGCAUUGGUUAUGCUUACGCCUCUCAUUGCCGGAACUUUCUUUGGAGUCGCAACUCUUGCCGGCAUUCUGGCUGGUUCACUAGUUUCUGGCGUCCAGGUAUGCUAAAAGAUCAUG